AUGCUGAACGUGCUACGUGUGCACCUUCCUUCUGAUAUUCCCAUUGUAGGCUGUGAGCUCACGCCUUAUGUGCUCCUACGUCGGCCUGACAAAACCGUUACGACUGACGAUGUACUUGAAACCGCACCCUUAGAUGGGCAUUUUUUGCGAUAUAAGUGGUAUCGUGUACAGAAUGAUAAAAAGGUUGCUGUUUGUAGCGUACAUCCAUCCGAGCAGGCCACACUGCAGUGCCUAGGUUGUCUUAAGGGUAAAAUACCCGUUUCCAAAAGCUACCAUUGCUCUCCAAAGUGUUUCUCAGAUGCAUGGCAGCACCACCGAGCAUUACAUGACCGUGCUGCAAGUGCAGUUAAUGAAAAUGGAAAUGAGGAGGAGGAAGUAUUUGGGAGAUUUAACAAUUCUGGGCCUGGGUCAAUCAAUACCAGCUUAUCCUCCACUGCAUCUAGUGCUAACCUGUCAAAUGGGUCUGCAACUGUGUAUCCCGCAACUGUUACACAACGAAAUGGUGGUGAAACUUGGUUUGAAGUUGGACGAUCAAAGACAUAUACCCCAUCAGCUGAUGACAUCGGUCAUGUUCUUAAAUUUGAGUGUGUUGUAGUUGACGCAGAGACAAAACUUACUGUGGGGCAUACAAACACUAUUCUAACUUCCCGGGUUAUUCCUGCUCCCUCACCUAUCCCGCGCCAGUUGGUACCUGUUGACGGGAUGGGGAGUUUGGAUAUGGAUGGGCGUAUAACAUCAUCAGGAACUUUUACUGUUUUAUCAUACAACAUAUUGUCUGAUUCAUAUGCCUCAAAUGAUCUAUACAGUUACUGCCCUUCGUGGGCUCUUUCCUGGCCGUAUCGCAGACAAAAUUUGUUACGAGAAAUAGUUGGUUACCGUGCUGAUAUUAUUUGUCUCCAAGAGGUCCAAAGUGAUCAUUACGAUGAAUUUUUUGCUCCCGAACUGGACAAACAUGGCUAUUACGGUCUUUACAAGAAAAAAACAAAUGAGGUAUAUAAUGGCAACAUAAAUACAAUUGAUGGUUGCGCAACAUUUUUCCGUAGAGACAGAUUCUCACAUGUGAAGAAAUACGAGGUUGAGUUUAAUAAGGCUGCACAGUCUUUAACGGAUGCCAUGAUUCCAACCACUCAAAAGAAAACGGCGUUGAACCGGCUUGUUAAGGAUAAUGUUGCACUAAUAGUUGUUUUAGAAGCUAAAGUUAACAACCAGCCUGUUGAUAAUCCAGGGAAAAGACAGCUUCUGUGUGUGGCAAAUACACAUGUAAAUGUCCACCAAGAAUUAAAGGAUGUUAAGCUCUGGCAGGUGCACACACUCUUAAAAGGAUUGGAGAAAAUUGCUAUAAGUGCAGACAUUCCAAUGCUGGUUUGUGGUGAUUUCAAUUCAGUUCCAGGAAGUGCUCCUCAUGCACUUCUUGCGAUGGGGAAGGUAGACCCAUCCCACCCUGAUUUAGCAGUUGACCCACUCAACAUAUUGCGUCCUCACAGCAAAUUGGUUCACCAGUUGCCACUGGUCAGUGCUUACUCUUCUUUUGCAAGAACGGUUGGCCUGGGAUAUGAACAGCAUAAGCGAAGAUUGGACAGCUCAACAAAUGAACCUUUAUUUACGAAGGUCACUAGGGAUUUUAUUGGCUCUCUUGAUUAUAUAUUUUACACAGCUGAUUCAUUAGUUGUGGAGUCAUUAUUAGAGCUAUUGGAUGAAGAGAGUUUGAGGAAAGACACAGCACUACCUUCUCCUGAAUGGUCCUCAGAUCAUACAGCUCUCUUAGCUGAGUUUCGUUGCUGUAAAAGUAUAUCUAGGCGAUGA
Messenger RNA from Lathyrus sativus (Indian pea), 1803 nucleotides. The record is from the annotation of a GenBank genome assembly. Lineage: Eukaryota; Viridiplantae; Streptophyta; Magnoliopsida; Fabales; Fabaceae.